Penicillium antarcticum is the source of this 2079-nucleotide messenger RNA. Its product is annotated as bifunctional K:H/Na:H antiporter NHX1. Gene Ontology annotation, molecular function: sodium:proton antiporter activity. The transcript is spliced from 4 exons. Gene Ontology annotation, cellular component: early endosome; late endosome; fungal-type vacuole membrane. NCBI's taxonomy places the organism in Eukaryota, Fungi, Ascomycota, Eurotiomycetes, Eurotiales, Aspergillaceae. Gene Ontology annotation, biological process: proton transmembrane transport; sodium ion transport; vacuolar acidification. Bases 1 to 2079 code for a protein of 692 amino acids. The record is from RefSeq and is a predicted model, not a curated record.
AUGGCGACCCAAUUCAUGAACGAUGCCCUCCACGCCCUGCUACGGAGAGCUGCUGAGGACUCCGAUCCCGAUGAUGCCCCCGAGGCAGGGAACAAGGAGAUUACGAGCUCUUGGGCGUUGUUUAUUAUGAUUAUGCUCUUGAUGUUCGCUCUCUUUACCAGCUACAUGCUCCAACAGAAGAAGAUUCAAGCUGUCCAUGAGACGGUUCUGUCCAUUUUUGCAGGCAUGUUUGUCGGCUUGAUUAUCAGAUUAACGCAGUCGACCCUUCAAGACAGCGUCGCUUUCGAUUACCAAUUCUUCUUUAACCUCCUCCUUCCUCCGAUUAUCCUCGCCUCCGGAUACGAACUUCAUCAAGCGAACUUUUUCCGGCAUAUCGGUACUAUACUUACAUUUGCUUUCGCUGGUACUUUUAUCUCGGCCAUCGUGCUCGGUCUGGUUCUGUACCUUUGGACACGGAUCCCGCUGAAUGGGCUGAACAUUUCGUUUGUUGAGGCCAUAUCGGUUGGCGCGACUCUCUCCGCUACGGACCCCGUUACCAUUUUGGCUAUUUUCAACCUGUACAAGGUCGAGCCGAAGCUUUACACCAUCAUUUUCGGCGAGUCGAUCUUGAACGAUGCAAUUGCCAUUGUGUUGUUCGAGACAGCACAAAAGUACGCUGAGAGUGAGGCCGGCUCUUUGACUUUCCUCAACCUCUUUGAGGCCAUUGGCCUUUUCUUGCUUGUGUUCUUUGGUAGUAUGCUGGUUGGCAUGCUGGUUGGAAUUGCAACCGCGCUGGGUCUCAAGUACACUCUCGUGCGGCGCAUGCCUAAGAUCGAGAGCUGUCUUAUCAUUCUCAUUGCUUAUGCCAGUUAUUUCUUUUCCAAUGGCGUGCAUUUGUCCGGCAUUGUCUCGCUUUUGUUCUGUGGCAUUACGCUCAAGCAUUAUGCUUACUAUAACAUGUCGCGUCGCACACAGUUGACCACGAAAUACCUGUUCCAGGUUAUGGCUCAGCUGUCCGAGAACUUUAUCUUCAUUUACCUCGGUCUUGACCUUUUCGUUGAGGCUAACCUCCAGUUCAACCCGUUGUUCAUCUUGGUAUCCGUCUUUGGUAUCUGUCUCGCACGUUACCUGGCCGUUUUCCCGCUUUCCAAGGCUAUCAAUUGGUUCCUUCGUUAUCGGGCACGUCGCCGUGGUGUCGAGGUUGCAGAUGAGCUGCCAUUUGCCUACCAAGCUAUGCUCUUCUGGGCUGGAUUGCGUGGAGCCGUCGGUGUUGCGCUAGCAGCUGGUCUCUCAGGCGUGAAUGCCCCAGCACUUCGAGCCACCGUCUUAGUUGUCGUCGUGCUGACUGUCAUCAUUUUCGGUGGAACCACGGCACGCAUGCUAGAGAUCCUCGGCAUCCGAACCGGUGUGGUGGAGGAGCUUGACUCAGACGACGAAUUCGACAUUGAGGUCACUCACGGAGGAACCUACUACAAGCGCUCCGGUACAGGAUUGGGCUACACCCCACGCCGCGCCGACUCCGUCAUCCCAAUGGACGGUGUCACACCUGCAGCUCCACGCGCUGGUCUCGGGGAGCGAGCCGACAGCUACUCAAGCGGCAACAACCGCCGCCCAAGCCCACCACACUCUCAUACGCGCAUGUACUCCGCGGCAUACAGCAACAAAGACCAAUCCUGGCGCGACCGCUCCUCCGCCGCAACUCUACUCGACGGCGAUGCCGCUGGCCCGGGCAGCGAUGAUGAAUUCGGCCUGCCACCCUCCGGCACCAGCCGCUCCAACCACCCCGUCGACCCAGACGAGUUCGAGGUCUCCGACGACGACCUCCCACCCGCCGCAGAGGCCGCCUCCCGUCUUCGACGAUCAGCCUCCCAGCCUUCAAACUCGCCGCACGGCCCAUCCCCCCACGCAGCCUCUACCAGUGUCUCGCCUUCCCGACAGGCCCCAGGUCUCACUGCCCGCGAGGCACUGCGGGAUCUAUGGUCUGGUGGUGCAUCCGGCGACCAUGCAGCUUGGUUCCGUCAGCUCGACGAGGAUUACAUCAAGCCUACGUUGUUGCUGGAUCAGUCGAACCAUAAAGGUCCUGGCCCUGGAGCGGUCUAA